UCCCCCUCCGCCCGGAAAGGCUGGAUUCUUUGACUCUUGCGCAGGACCGCGAGAUAGUUCCGCUUCCGGCGGGGAUCUUUUUCCCCCUCCUCCGUUGCUGGUGUUCGGUUGUCGCGGUUGGUGGGCUGUAACGGAAUCAGGAUGCUGCGGAAUCUGCUGGCUCUUCGUCAGAUUACCCAGAGAACCAUAAGCACUGCUUCACGCAGGCAUUUUGAAAAUAAAGUCGCAGAGAAACAAAAGCUGUUUCAGGAGGAUAAUGGAAUUCCAGUGCAUCUAAAGGGUGGGGUCGCUGAUGCCCUCCUGUAUAGAGCCACCAUGGUUCUUACAGUUGGUGGAACAGCAUACGCCAUAUAUCAGCUGGCCAUGGCUUCGUUUCCCAAGAAGCAGGAUUGACCUGAGUCGUCCCAGAAACCAUUCAGUUCAGUUGCAUUCAGCUCUCUAUGGACCAGUAAUGUGAUAAAUAAAUGAGCUCUUCUUUGGGGAUCAAUAUUUAUUGACUGGUACUAACUGCCACCAAUAAAGCAGUCUUUACCAU
This is a messenger RNA of Ochotona curzoniae (black-lipped pika), 535 nucleotides long. RefSeq names its product cytochrome c oxidase subunit 7A2, mitochondrial. The transcript has 4 exons. Bases 142 to 393 code for a protein of 83 amino acids. NCBI's taxonomy places the organism in Eukaryota, Metazoa, Chordata, Mammalia, Lagomorpha, Ochotonidae. The record is from RefSeq and is a predicted model, not a curated record. Gene Ontology annotation, biological process: mitochondrial respirasome assembly; mitochondrial electron transport, cytochrome c to oxygen; regulation of oxidative phosphorylation.